Mercenaria mercenaria is the source of this 5578-nucleotide messenger RNA. Its product is annotated as solute carrier family 49 member 4 homolog. The transcript is spliced from 15 exons. Gene Ontology annotation, biological process: transmembrane transport. Gene Ontology annotation, cellular component: membrane; intracellular membrane-bounded organelle. The record is from RefSeq and is a predicted model, not a curated record. Gene Ontology annotation, molecular function: transmembrane transporter activity. Bases 2214 to 4217 code for a protein of 667 amino acids. NCBI's taxonomy places the organism in Eukaryota, Metazoa, Mollusca, Bivalvia, Venerida, Veneridae.
AUCUGUUACUGACUGUAUCGACAAAAAUAAAGGCAAUGUUAGUCGUGAUGUUGAAAGGAAGUAAAAAUUGUGUAUUUGUGAACAGUUUAAUUAUCUAUCAACUUUAGAUGUCUUUUUGGAUAAUCAAACUAUUCAAAAAAAAAAAACGGAUCUUGUCAGGUACUCAGGUAGUAGAUUAAGACUUUGUGAGAAGAUAUGGAUGUCAGGCUUGCACAGAAUGCAUCCUCUCAGAAUCUCCAACGGCUAUUAGAGAUUUUCAACUUACUUUGACGCAAACUGCGGACAGCGGACUGCAUACUUACAGUAGGGGUUUUCUCAAAAUAUUUAAAGCAAAAAAGAAAACAUACUUAGAGUAUAUAUGAUUCUUUUACCUAUAUGUGUAGUAACUUUUGUCUUCACUGUACAAAUUAGUGUAUUGUGAUAUAAUUAUCUGCUAUUAUAUGCAAUACCUACGUUUGAAAAUAUAUGGACAGUGGACAGGCUACAUUUAAAACACGUAAUCGCAAUAUUCAGAUGUUUGUAUAGGAGUUUUAUUGAAAUAUCUUGAAUGAUUUAGUUCAACACUUUGUCUAAACAUACAGGAAGUUCUCAUACAUGUAUCUUUCAACCCCGUCGAAAAGAGACACAAUAAAUAACCGUAUUUUAGCUAAAACAUCCUGAAUGAGUUGUGUAUCAGCAUGUUUGGAAAUAAACAAAGGAAAUAGCCUCUUCGUAUUUACAUAAUCUGAUAUCAGAAUUGCAUGUUGAAAGUUGUUUUAAAUUUACUAUCUUAAAGUGACUACUCAGUAUGGAUUAUCAGUUUCUACAGGAAUUUAAUCUUUAAGUACUAUUAAAACUGGCUUUCAAAAUGUCGAUCUAAAACCCAGCGGAGACCGAAUAUGUUUGGUGAACAUUAGGCAUGGGACGCGUCCAAGGUCAAAUUCAGAUCAUAUUCAACAAGAGCUGUCUCCAUAGGAUGACACAUGCCCCCGAUGGCACUUUGAAUGAAUAGUUAUGGCCGAUGUUAGAGUUUAGGACCUUUGACCUACGGACCUGGGUCUUGCGCGCGACACGUCGUCUUACUGUGGUACACAUUCAUGCCCAAUAAUUUUAAAACCCAUGCAUGAAUGACAAAGAUAUGGACCGGACACGCCCAUCAAUGCACUAUCAUAAAAUAUGACCUUUAACGUCUAAGUGUGACCUUGACCUUUGAGCUACGGACCUUGGUCUUGCGCGCGACACGUCGUCUUACUGUGGUACACAUUCAUGCCAAGUUAUUUGAAAAUCCAUCCAUCAAUCACAAAGAUAUGGACCGGACACGAAAAUUGCGGACAGACUGACAGACCGACAGACGGUUCAAAAACUAUAUGCCUCCCUUCGGGGGCAUAAAAAACUGUUUUAUAGCCAGUGCAUGCACAGAAUUGUCAACGAAAUUAUAUUUUUGACACCAUUUGAGCAAUUAUGUGUGGUCAUUUUAUGCAACCAGCUUAGUAUACAUGCAUACAUAUGGUCUGUGUAGAUACUCGGCUUUGGGGAACUUGGACAAAUAUUUAAGCUCAUCAAAACUCUCGGUAUAUAUUGGUUUAAAAAAUUACAAUGUAGCCAUCUUUUAUAUCCUGAUAACGUGACCGGAAAAAACUGAAUUAAUUCAGUACCGUAUUGAAAUGAAUUUGUAGGGUUUGAAAUAGUUCAGAAUAUACAUGUAUAAAACACUUUUCUCCGCGGUGCAUUAAACUGUCACGCUUUGUAUCGUGCAUAUUCAAAAGUGUGCGUUGUACAAUAGCAUUUCAGCGACCCGAGUGCAAUAAUACGAAACUAUGUUUCCAAAAUCACUGCAUACAUUCUUUGAUACCAAAUAUUCAACUAACUUGUAACAUAUGCUGUUUGAUUCCCUAAUUUAAAAAAGGCGAACCUCUUGAGGCACAGGGGAAGCGGGUCUGUCUCCUUACUAGCUGGUCAUUGGUUCAUCCUUGAAUAAAAGGUAUGUUGAUCGUUGAAUAAUCAGCCGUUUUCACUGCUAACGAAUACUGGCUAGAACCUCACGGAAUUGACUAUAAAAGAUAAAAGGAUAUAUUUUUAAUGCGCCCACGCUGUUAAGAAUGCUUGUAAGACAAAAUUCAUGACAAAAUCGGUAAUUCAAAUAUACAAUACAAAGGAUAUUUAUAAAUCUUAUAACUGUCUUUUCUCGGAUAGUAUUACUUGCUAAAUAUGCCGCUGUUCAGUUUUGCAUAAAAAUGUAUAUACAGUUUGAGAACACCCCUAUUGUAUGUUCGCAGUCCGUGGUCUGCAGUACGCGUCGAAGUAAGCUGAAAAUCUCGAUUAGGGCAUGCCUGAAAAUGAGUAAGGUAAACAGUAAUGCUACUGACAAUGAUAAAUCGUUGUCGGAUAAUGCUGGCGAGACUGAAGGAAAUCAGACGGAUGAUUCACAACCGGGACAGGCGUUUAAUGUUCAUGUUACGGAAGAGGGCAAAGAUGAAGGGCAAACAAAAGUUGAUGAUGACAGUAAUAAUUUAAAUGGGUUACUUGAGAAUGAAGUACUGAAUAAUCCAUUGGGGGAUGCGGCUGAAGACAGAGCCAACCUUUUGAAAACGUGUCCUGAAGAAAGAGAUGAUGAAAAACAAAGUCAACAAGAAAAGAUUGAUCGUCCUAUGGCGGAGAGGGAACCUUUAAUUACCAGCGGUAGACACUCGGCUAAUUAUGAUUAUGGCGAUGAAGAUAAUGAGGAAAAUAUCGUCUGUUCGCAUCCCGGAAGUGCAAUCGACGCAAAUAUCAAUGUCACAUAUCAAGACAGCAGUAGCGAUUACCAUGACUACAGCACGCGUAUUGACGCCAACCGGCCCAAAAGCAAUAUUCCUAGCCGGGACGGUGCCGUUAUUUUGUACAGAAGAAGAUGGUACAUUCUGCUUGUACUCAGCUUGUGCGUCACGCUUCAAAAUGCGGUAUGGGGAACUUGGGGUCCCAUUGCUGAAUCAGCUAAGUUUGUGUACGGUUGGGACACAACAAUGGUUUUUAUUAUAAUCAACUGCGGGAAUAUUGGUGUCCUGUUACCUGCGCUGUUUACAGGUCACGUGAUCAGUGGUAAAGGUUUACGUGUGUCAAUGGUUGUAUGUAGCUUCUUACUUGCGAUCGGAGCUGGACUGAGACCAAUAAGCAGAGACAAAACAAUUGGAACAAUAUUAAUCGGCGCUGGUCAGUUUUGCAAUGGUCUGGCCGGAAGUAUUACUCAGGUGAUUCCCGCAGCAUUAUCUGAGACCUGGUUCCCUAUCAACGAAAGAGCUACUGCAACUGCUAUAGGCGUCAUUUCAAAUUCUCUAGGCAGUAUAGUCGCAUUUAUGCUUGGUCCCAAUCUUGUCAACGAGCCAAACAGUGAAAACAGCACAACUACAGAUAAAAGUUUCCUGUUCUCGGAAUUGUCGAAUACAACCUGGAAUAACGACACUGAUCUGUCAGAUGUGAAAACUAUUUCUCACCAAAUAUGGAUCCUUACAAUGAUUGAAUUUGGUGUGGGUGCUUUAUUAUUUAUUAUCACACUAGUAUAUUUCCCAGCCAAACCUCCCACACCGCCUAGCAGAUCUGCAAGAGAGGAAAGAAUUAAUUUUACUCAGGGAUUAUGUACAGUUAUCAAACAACCAUUAAUACUUCUAGCUGCAAUGUCAUGCGCAGUACCUUGGGCAGUGUAUGGAAAUUGGAUGGGUCUUGUUAAUGUAAAUUUACAUGAAAUAGGCAUCUCACAGAGUCAAUCUGGUUUAUUUGGCUUUUAUGCAUCGAUAGCUGGAGUGGUCGGUGGGAUAGCCAUAGGAAGGAUUGCCGAUCGGUUCCAGCGUCGUCUAAAAUUAUUUGUUAUGUUAGUUUUCCUUCUUGCGCUAUUAAUCAUUGUUUGGAUAACUUGUAUGAGAAUAGGCUACCUCCCUAGAUCAAUAGCAUUAUUUGCCGUAUCUAUCUCGGCGCUCGGUUUCAUGAUGAAUGCAGCUCUACCACUGUGUUACGAGAUGGCUUGUGAAUGCGGAUAUCCCAUACAUGAAGGCAUCAUUGGUACGUUCAUCAGCCUGGAAAUAAAUGCUGCAGCUGUGAUAUUUCUUCUUAUCAAAUUCAUUCCAAAUAUAGGUGUCACGUGGAUGAACUGGACGUUUGUUGGAGUGCUGGCAACCAGUAUUAUUUGCCUAACGUUCUUAAGAGAAAAAUAUCGUAGAGCUGAUGUAGAUAUAAGAGUUACUUCAGUGACAGACAAAGACAGAUGAACUGUGAGCAGCUGAACUUACUAUUUGCAAAUAAACUGCUAGCACCUCAACCGUGUAUUCUCCGUUAAACCUUUAGCAUAUUAACUGUUAGUAACUGAACUUUCAUAAUUAUUACGUACACAUUUGGUAUAGUAACUGUUAGAAACUAAACUCUUCUUGGAUAAACAUUUAGCAGAAAAACUAUAAGCAGAUGAACUAACAAUUCUCUCAUAAACAUUUAGCAGAUAAACUAUAAGCAGAUGAACUAACAGUUCUCUCAUAAACAUUUAGCAGAUAAACUAUAAGCAGAUGAACUAACAAUUCUCUCAUAAACAUUUAGCCGGUAAACUACAAACAGAUUUAAACACACUAUUUUCGGAUAACAUCUAGUGGAUAAACUCAUGAUAAGCAGAUGAAAUAGCUAUUCUAAGAUAUACAGUCAGCAGAUAAACUUCUAGCAGCUAAAUAAAUUAUUUUCAGAUAAACAUUUACUCGAUGAUCAUUUAGCAGCUAAAUGAGCUAUUUUCAGAUAACUAUUUAGCAGAUAAACUGUUAGCAGCUGUAUAAAUUAUUAUCAGCCAAAUGUUUAAGCUGUUAAUUUAACGAACUUUUAUUGAUCAGGUAACUACUUAGACGAAGAUCUGUUAAUAAACAUGUCACGUGAGCAGUCCAACCAUUAGCAGAAAUUUGUUAGCAACUUCCAAAAAAUAUUAUAUAAACAUUUCGCUUAACUAAAUACUAUUUAUAGAACUUUCGCUGUUGGUAGCUGUCAAAGUAAAACAUCAAGUAACUGAACUGUUAGCAGCUAUCAUUUAGCAGAUGAGCUGUUAUAGCAGCUAAAUUAGCUAUUAUCGGAUAAAUAUUUAAAGGAUAAAUUGAUAUCUGUUGAACAAAGAUAAACUAGCUUUUAGACAAUAUUUUGUGGCGGCAUCAGAUCUGUUGCUAGUUUCGCGAACAUGUCUCAGAGCAGACGAACUGAACUUAGGGCAGACGAACACUUUAACUAUAAAUUAAUGUAGUUGAGAGACAAUCUAUGUAUAAUCAUCUCAUUUACAUAAGUAUAUAUAAUUGCCGUUCUUGUAUAUAGUUUACAUGUUUUCUUGUUUGUUUUUUUACAUGGUGUGCUUCUAGCAUAAAUUACGCACAUUUAAUUUUUGCACGCAUAAUUGUCUGUUAUUUAAUUGUUUCUUGGAAGCCGAAGCUUCGUUUCAUUGCUGUAUAUAUAUUUGGGAUAUUUUAAUUUGUAUGUAUCUGUUAUUGAAUAUAAUUAUGUUUGUUACAUAUUUGUUUAAACCUAUUCAUGCACCUGUUUCAAAAGGUUUGAUCGUGCCAUAUUCUAACUGCAUUACUACUUGCAUAAUAAAAUUUGAAAACCCGAACAA